Molecule: messenger RNA, 1479 nt
Organism: Lodderomyces oxycetoniae
Lineage: Eukaryota; Fungi; Ascomycota; Pichiomycetes; Serinales; Debaryomycetaceae
Gene: ARO8
Product: bifunctional 2-aminoadipate transaminase/aromatic-amino-acid:2-oxoglutarate transaminase
Exons: 1
Coding region: 1-1479 (492 amino acids)
Biological process (GO): L-tyrosine biosynthetic process; aromatic amino acid catabolic process
Molecular function (GO): aromatic-amino-acid:2-oxoglutarate transaminase activity; L-2-aminoadipate:2-oxoglutarate transaminase activity; pyridoxal phosphate binding
Source: RefSeq, a predicted model, not a curated record
AUGACUCAAGGAAAUAUUUACAAGUCCAAGGAUUUGACACACUUGUUGUCAUCUGAGGCCAAAUCUAGGCAAAACUCGCCAUUAAAAGAAGCAUUCAGGUAUUUCAAAUUACCAGGUAUGACCUUUUUAGGAGGCGGAUUACCAUUAUCUGAUUAUUUCCCAUUUGAUAAAAUUUCUGCUGAUAUUCCAAAACCACCAUUUACAAAAGGUAUUGGUGCUCCAUUGACAGAGGAGACCAAAACAACAAUUGAAGUUUACAAAAAGGCUGGUGAGAAUAAAGCCAAUGAAAUUGAGUUGGCAAGAUCCUUGCAGUAUGGAUAUACAGAGGGACAGCCCGAAUUAGUUGCAUUUUUGAAAGAACACACUGAAAUGAUUCAUAAGGUACCCUAUGAGGAUUGGGAUGUGAUUGCUUCAGUGGGAAACACCGAGUCGUGGGACUCUACUUUGAGGACUUUUUGUUCUAGAGGUGAUACAGUUUUAGUUGAGGAGUAUACUUUUUCUUCUGCUUUGGAAACUGCAAAUGGGCAAGGUGUUAAUACUGUGCCUGUAGCCAUGGAUGAAUACGGUAUCAUCCCUCGUGCUUUGGAAACAUUGAUGGCCCAAUGGAAAGGAAACAAACCUAAAUUGUUAUACACAAUCCCAACUGGUCAAAAUCCAACAGGGUCCUCUUUGAGUGGCGAAAGGAGGCAAGAGAUUUAUGACAUUGCUUGUAAAUACGAUUUUAUUAUUGUUGAAGACGAGCCAUACUAUUUCUUACAAAUGGAAUCAUAUACAGAAGAUAAGUCCAAGAGAGAGGGAAAGCAUGUUCAUGGACAUGAAGAGUUCAUCAAGGCAUUGGUUCCAUCGUUUGUUUCUAUGGAUAAGGAAGGUAGAGUAAUUAGAUUGGACUCUUUCUCCAAAGUUUUGGCACCUGGUACAAGAAUCGGUUGGAUCGUGGGACAAGCCAAAUUAUUAGAAAGAUAUGUUCGUUUACACGAAGUUUCUAUACAAUGUCCAUCUGGUUUGGCACAAAGUGUAACCAAUUCCUUGUUGUAUAACUGGGGACAAUCAGGAUACUUGGACUGGCUUAUUGGACUUAGAGCAGAGUACACACACAAGAGAGAUGUUGCAAUCGACUCAUUGAAAGAGUAUUUCCCAAAGGAAGUAUGUUCCUAUGUUCCACCGGUGGCUGGUAUGUUUUUCACAGUUAGCAUUGAUGCUUCCAAACACCCAAGAUUCAAAGAGUUGGGAGAAGAUCCAAUAAAGGUGGAAUCCUUGAUCUUCGAACAGGGCACAAAACAAGGAACUUUAAUGAUUCCUGGUUCUUGGUUCAAGAGUGAAGGACAAUCUACACCACCUCAAAAGAAUUUACCUCAAAACCCAACUCAAAGAAGUCAUAUUUUCUUUAGAGGCACCUAUGCUGCUGUGCCUUUAGACCAAUUGGUCUUUGGAUUGGAAAAAUUUGGUAAAGCUAUCAAGAUUGAAUUUGGAUUAUCAUGA